UCGUUGAUUGCAGACUCACUACUGGACAGUGGACGGAGCAGGCAGGCCUCAGGUGAAGAAACGCACUCGCGAGGUAAGUCAAAAUGUCGGCCCAAGAAGAGAUGCAGCAAUCCGGAGAGGUCCAGCAAUCUGGCGAAGCCGCCGAAGAGGUAGUGGCUUCAUUCCACCACAUCACAGAGCUGGAAGCUCACGGGAUCAAUCGGAACGACAUUCAGCGCUUAUCAGAGGCCGGCUACUGCACCAUAGAGUCGAUUUCUCACUGCACUAUUCGAAAGCUGGUGGAGGUGAAAGGAAUCAGCGAGCAGAAAGCGGCCAAGCUCAAGGAGACGGUGUAUAAGCUAGUCCCGAUCGGCUUCACAACAGCUUCCCAGCAUUUGCUCCAGCGCCAAGACCUAAUCACCCUGACCACCGGAAGCAAAGAGCUAGACAAGCUGCUCGAGGGGGGCAUUGAGACAGGGUCGCUGACGGAGGUUUUUGGGGAGUUUCGUACAGGCAAGACCCAGCUGUGCCACACCCUCUGCGUGGCCUGCCAGAUGCCUCUUGAUGCCGGUGGAGGGGAGGGGAAAGCCAUGUACAUCGAUACCGAAGGCACGUUCCGACCCCAGCGACUAACAGCGAUCGCAGAGCGAUUCGGCCUUAACGGAGACGACGUGCUGGAGAACGUUGCCUACGCUAGGGCGCACAACUCUGAGCAGCAAAUGGAUCUGUUGAAGAUGGCAUCAGCGAUGAUGGCUGAGGACAGGUACGCUCUGCUGGUGAUCGACAGCGCGACCGCCCUCUACCGCACGGACUAUUGUGGCCGAGGAGAGCUUUCAGAGAGACAAAUGCAGCUGGCACAGUUCUUGCGGCAGCUCACACGGAUGGCGGAAGAGUUUGGCGUCGCUGUGGUCCUGACCAACCAGGUAGUAGCUAACCCAGACGGGAUGAGCUUCGCUAAAGACAGUACCAAGCCCAUCGGAGGAAACAUCAUCGCGCAUGCUUCCACCACACGAUUGCGACUGCGAAAAGCGCGAGGCGACAACCGAAUUUGCCAGGUGUUCGACUCUCCAACGCUGGCGGAGAGUGAAUGUCAGUUCUCCAUCGGCCCUGUCGGGGUGGAGGAUCCGAAGGACUGAUCGACUACGAUCGUUCCAUGUGUACAACUGUGUUUUUUGAAUUUUCCUUUCCAAGGUGUUGUUGGCCAACCUCACUGUACUUCACGGUUUCACCUUGCAUACACGCUUUUCGCUUGAACUUGUCUCCUUCAUCCCUUUGUCCUAUUCCGCUUGAGUCUGGAACUGUUGUGCGUGCGCACCAAUGGCUCGUGCAGGGCCUCGUGUACUACAUACAAUUUUUUUCUCCCCGAGGCCUAGGCACAAGGACGGUUCGCCUGCAGUCGCAUCGCACACGGCCUAGAGAGAACCGAAGUUGGAUGCAAGAGUGAGCACGUCGGACUUGUUGACGGACCUGACCACUCCAAAGCAAUCCUGCAGUUUCCCAAGGAAGUCGUCGUCAACCUGAUUGCACCGAGUGUUGUAGUAACGUACAGUAUCAGGCCGGAGGAAAGCGGCAUCUACUCGUAAGACUGGUCAGAUUUGGAGUUUGUUCUUCUCUCUACGGGUACGACCAAGUAUCAAUUGUUGCUUCUUCAUUGUUCCAUGUCACAGUGGCCGGUACACAAAGCAUGGAAAUAUGUGACUGUGUGUGUGACCGCUGCGACCCACCUUCUCUUGAAUGCUGUCUGCUGAGUUAGUCUCGAAGGUCUUGUCGAUUUCCAGAUAUCUUGCUGCUUCCUGUUCGAUGGAUGUGGUGUGUUGCAAAGUUAGAGCGUAAUACAGCAGUUGGAGGGUACAAAACCACUGGCUUGAAGUACCUCGUGGUCGACAUGCCUAUGAAUGUGUGUUCCAAGUGUGUGUGCCCACGAGGCUUGAGCUACCAUGAUACAUACAUCCCACUGGAAGUACAGUGUAUCUUCACCUGAAGGCUCCACGCCAGGACGAGUGUGAAAUCGUUGAAAACCGCCCGCCAUUCGGUUUCUCGAGCAAAGAGGUGUCUCGCUGCCGUGUAACACGUCGACGUAGCAAAGCAGGUUACCAAGGGCGAAAUGCCCUGAUAGUUCCUGCACGAAAAAUGUAGACAGGUGCAUUGUAAUGCAACUUACACGCACGGUUAGAAUGCGUUUCUAUCCACGGUGACAGAGGUUCCGCCGCCCCUCACUGGCCCAGUUUCUGUGGAGACUAAAACGAACACGUUAAGGAAACCUGACAUUUGCUUCUAGAGUAGAGUCGUUCUCUGAUUCUUCCCUAUAACGAAGUGAAACUCUUCGAUCGGCAACGUUCUCUACGACUCUGUCUAGUUGACUGUGGAACGGAGGAAAUAGCCUACCUUGUUGGUUGAGGGAAAUCAUUUUUGCGAGGGGAACAAGGCAAUCAUACGUU
Molecule: messenger RNA, 2417 nt
Organism: Ectocarpus sp. CCAP 1310/34
Lineage: Eukaryota; Phaeophyceae; Ectocarpales; Ectocarpaceae
Source: the annotation of a GenBank genome assembly